AUGUCACACGUUCAACCAUCUUACCGAUCUUCAGUUGCCAAAGAUGUCUAUUGGCAGGACGGGGAGAACGGAAAAAAGAUUACUUCUGUCUCCGCGUCCAACGUCAGCUCCAGCCAGUUGAAGUUGUAUCUGGACCAGUACUACCCAGAGCGAUACUCUGUGCAGCUUAAGAGAGAUAUUUUCCGGAUUACGAUAAUCGGCGAGGCAUAA
Molecule: messenger RNA, 210 nt
Organism: Clonostachys solani
Lineage: Eukaryota; Fungi; Ascomycota; Sordariomycetes; Hypocreales; Bionectriaceae
Source: the annotation of a GenBank genome assembly